AUGUAUGUGCAGAGAAUUUGGGAGCCGUGGCACUUGGCGCCGGCGGGCUGUUUGAAUGAGAAAGCACACAGGUCAGCUAACCUGCACCCCUUUCCCCCUCCCGCGGACACAGCUUCCCCCACCAGGACGCCAGUGGCCGCCCCUCCCGGCCCCUUCCACGACAAGACACGCCCGCGUGGUCAGCCCGGCGCGCGGCUCCCUGCGACGACUUGCGCGCCGCCCAGCGGCCGGCGCCUCAACGAACGGGACACGGGAGCAGAACAGAGCAGGCGCGGCCCGGAGGCCACGGCGACGCACACCCGACCCAGCGCCCCCGCGACGCCGACGCCGGCGGCCGGCCGCACGGCACCGCAGCCGCCGCGGCGCGCGCCACUCGCCACCGGACACUGUAGCGCGACGCUGCGCGCUCGACGUGCCGAUAUAAAUCAGGUGGGGGAGUGA
Schistocerca americana (American grasshopper) is the source of this 441-nucleotide messenger RNA. Its product is annotated as sterile alpha motif domain-containing protein 1-like. Bases 1 to 441 code for a protein of 146 amino acids. The record is from RefSeq and is a predicted model, not a curated record. The transcript has 3 exons. Lineage: Eukaryota; Metazoa; Arthropoda; Insecta; Orthoptera; Acrididae.